Messenger RNA from Sciurus carolinensis (gray squirrel), 1134 nucleotides. RefSeq names its product chromosome 5 C10orf62 homolog (gene C5H10orf62). The transcript has 2 exons. The record is from RefSeq and is a predicted model, not a curated record. Lineage: Eukaryota; Metazoa; Chordata; Mammalia; Rodentia; Sciuridae. The coding region runs from base 1 to 1026 and encodes 341 amino acids.
AUGAGAAGCUCUGCUGCCUGGAGUAGGGUCCUGGAGACCUUCUUGGAGUUCAUCCAGCAACCAUCAUGCAAGGUGGUGCUGGGAACUAUCCUCUUGCUUGGAGGCGGAGGCCUCAUACUGUGGGCUCAGAGGAAGAGGAGAAGGAAAACAACCACUGAGUCUGCACAAGAUGAAUCACCAGACUCCCACAAAGCAAAAGGCAACUGGAUCAAAUCUCACUUUAGCCGUCUUUCUGAUGAGAAGUUGGUCCCCAACAACUGUGUCAGUGUCAACAACAAUGCCCCCCACCCUGGGAGUGGGAAUGGAGAGGCUAACACCACUAUUCGAGUGGAGACCAUUACCACCAAGCAAGGAGAGGAGGGCACGGCUAUGCACCGGGAGUCCUUCACCAGCAGGCAGAAAAUGUGUGGGUCCUCAGUGAUCAAAGAGACCCACAAAGAAUCUGGAAAAUCCUCAUCCACAGAUGAGGCCAUAUGGGCUGCUGUGGCUGCUUGUACCAAGGAGAUUGAUACCAAGGGGCAGCACCUGGCUAACUCCAUGUUGCAGAGAGCCACAGCUUACCAGCACUCAGGCCACCUGGAAUCCAAGGACGUCACCCCAGAGGAGCUAAAGGCCCUCGAGGAGGUGGAGAUGAAGCUGAAAGUGAAUUUCCUCGCCCAUCGGGAAAACACCAUAGCUGGUGCCAACCACACACACACUUUCUGUGGCCACAGUCGCCAUGGCCACAAAAGUCAACAGAGUCAUCUAGCUUACUCGAACCACCAGGGUCAUCCAGGCCAGUCAAGUCACCAAGGUCUUCCAGGUCACCCAAGCCACCAGAACCAUCCAGGCCUCUCAAGUCACCAAUGUCUUCCAGGUCACCCAAGCCACCAGAACUAUCCAGGUCAUCCAAGUCACCAGAGCAGUCCAGGUCACCCAAACCACCAGAACCAUCCAGGUCACUCAAGUCACCUGUGCCAUCCAGGUCACCCAAGCCACCAGAGCCAUAGCAUGUCCAGUCGCAGCCACCAAAUCUGUGACUCUUGAAGCUACCUAACCAUGUACCCCUUCCCCCAGCAGGGCUGGCCCACAUACACAGGCCUGUUUUCCCUCCUUUUGGGAAUUCUUUGGGGUCCGGGGUGAGAUGCUGCUGCC